AGACACCAUGUAUAUGCGCAGUACUUUCUGUAUCUCUUCAAGUAUAUCUGAAUAUCGCCUUACAGGAGUAUUGUAGGUACAUACAUCAGAGAUGCCUAAUCGUGUAUCGAUUUGCUUUUAAACAUUAACAAUGAUGUAUGCACCUCCCUGUAAUCAUGGGUAAUUACAAUAGGACAAACCUGUUACAUCCGAGUAACAUACAAUCGAAUGCAACUACUAGAUAAUAGAUCAUAUUAUUACAGACCAACGCAAUAUUGGUCUGUAAUCAUUAAGAUUUCUUAAUUAAAACGUUGCAACUCUAUAAUGUAAUGGAGAUAAGGGAACAGGUACUAUCCUUGAUAUUACUUGGUCUGUUACUCCGUUGAUGCACUUUGAAGAUCGAAGGAUGGAUGAAGUUGCGGAAAGACGAACAAAAAUUAGACCUAAUAAACAUUUGGAAAAUAGCUUGUCGAUUAUUUAUUAUAUGGGCAUGUGGCCCUCGCAGUCGAGGUACAAACGCUUGUACAUGUUAUACACGGUUUUUAGUUUUACAUUUUUAUUGGGAAUUUUCCUUGCGAGUGAAAUCGCGUAUAUUAUCGUGAACCGAAGAAGCAUGGAUAAAAUAGUAGCUGGUGCUACUCUUCUCAUGACAAAUAUUACUCAUGCUUACAAGGUGAUAAUUAUUAUUUGCCGCCACAACCGUAUCAAAGAUCUAACAGAUAUAACGCGAAGUAAAAUAUUUAGUCAAGACAAUGAUAAAUACGAAGAAAUUGUAACGCAUUACACUUGGCAAGGAAUUUUUCAUCAUAUCGCUUAUCAGAGCUUCGGUUUAAUGGCAGUGAUUUCUUGGGGUGUUACCCCGGUUUUAAAUAUACUUACUCAAAGAUCUAAGGAACUGGCAAUGGAAGGAUGGUAUCCUUAUAAUACAACAUCUACACCAGCCUUUGAAAUUACUUCCUCGUAUCAAGCUGUAGCUAUCUUUCUUUGCUGCAUUAAUAACGUAGCAAUUGAUACUUUAAUAACAGGUUUAAUCACAGUUGCUUGUUGCCAAUUAGCAAUCUUAAGUUCUAAUAUUUCUUCAAUGUACUGUGUAGAAAAUACAAAAUCAUUUGUCAAAAAUGAUAAUAUCGAUCUCACAAUAUCUGCUCCAAAAACUUGUAAUAAAUUGUAUAAAGAUUUGAAGUUAUCCGUCGAGCAUAGUAACGUGAUAUUUGAUUUCUCGAAACAAAUCCAAAACAUAUUCGGUACUGUGAUAUUCCUUCAAUUUUUAGUCAAUUGUAUUAUUAUCUGUUUAAUAGCAUUUAAUAUAGCGCAGAUGAAUGAUUAUAUUCCAUAUGUUUUAUGUGGUAUGUUAAUGUACAUGUGUUGCAUGACAUACCAGAUCUUCAUAUAUUGCUGGCACGGAAAUGAACUUUAUCUUCAUAGUAUGAAUGUAACAUUAUCUGCUUAUUCAAAUAAUUGGUGGGACAACAGUAAGGAUUUUAAGCAAGCCAUAUGCAUCAUAAUGGUAAGAGUUCAACAGCCUCUUAUCCUAACUGCAGGCAAUAUCAUGGAACUCUCUUUACAAACUUUUGUUCGAAUUUUGCGAAUGUCCUAUUCCAUUUUUACUGUUUUACAAAGUUCUACAAAUAAUUGA
Messenger RNA from Osmia lignaria (orchard mason bee), 1615 nucleotides. Lineage: Eukaryota; Metazoa; Arthropoda; Insecta; Hymenoptera; Megachilidae. The record is from RefSeq and is a predicted model, not a curated record.